UUUAUUUCCCCGAAUUCGAUGCGAGAAAUUACAGUAUAAUUUCUUAAUUUUAUUGUGAAAAUCACGUUAUACCUCUUUAAGAAAAUGGACAUUCUUCGUCCUAAAACAGUUCCCCUCUCAGAGGAAACCAUUUUAUGGUUUGAAUUUCUCUUAAAGCCGAACUUGCUUACCAAACAUUUGUCCAAGGCAUUGCCCGAUCCAUCACCUACGGAACUAAUAACGCAGUUUCUAUCGAUUGCCCCGGAAAACCAGAACCAGAACGAACUCAACUCACCGGAAGCAGACAGCAUGAACAAGAACGAAGGACUCAAGUACAGCAAGAAGCAACUGGCGCUGAAAGUUUUGGCGCUCAAGGUGGCAGCCUUUUUGAGAUGGGAUUUGGAUGUAUUGGAAAAUAAUCUCCCAUUGCAAAGGCAGGUCCAGUUGCUGAGUGAUUUGUGCAGCGUAACUGCUGGAAAGGCAGUUAAUCUGCCGCUUUCGUUAGUACAUGAAUGUCCUAUCAUUGGUCCAGAAGGAUCCAAACAUUCGCUGAACUUUGCCCUAACUCUAUACCAUCGCUGGGUAUUGAGGGCGCAGGUUAUUCGAGGAUCCGCUGCAAAGUGCAUGAAACCCUUUAAUCUGGUUGCUGGAGUGCCAGACACCACUCCAUACUCGAUGAGGGACGAUUCUUUCAUUAAUUCACUAGAACCUUUCACCAACAUCAGCAUCGAUUUCUUGAAUCAGGUCCUAGUCGAUUCUGAACCGUUUAGAAUUCUGACGUAUGAUUCUUUUGUUGCACUGGAUGCGCACGUUGACGGAGUUCAGCAGCGUUUCGAUACGGCUCUGGUGAUAUCUAAGGUGGAGUUGAAAGCCCAAAUUCACUACGAUCUGUGCCUAUUGUAUCUGUACGUGCAGAAAUACGAACUGGCCAAGCAGAACAUUCUUCUGAGCAAAGAUAAUUUUGAACAACUUAAGCAAGAGUAUAGCAAGAAAACAUCGAAAACGUUUCUCUACUGCAGUGUAGAUGAGGAACAACUGUAUGGGUACAUGCUAGCGUGUGGAGUAACUGGUGAACCGAAUGGAUUACUUCAGCGCUUGAAUGAAUCCGUUGUUAAUCAUUAUUCCGAUAUCGUUGUUAUUCUGAAGGAGGACAACAUUAGACGAGAGAUUCCCAUGACACAGAGAAAAACGUUGGAGUUGAAUGUGGAAGGGUACGUGUCGAUGGGUAGCCCGGAGUCUCACGCUAACGAUCAGAAGGAACUGGAAUUGGCGGUAGUGGCGUUAAACGUGAUUCGUCAUGUGUUGGAUGGUGAUGAUAUACUUGGUUCGAACAUAGCUUUACAGAAGUACAAGCAGCAGCAAUUAAAGCUUCUGGAGCUAAUGUUGCAGUAUGGAGAUGAGCAGUUUGAGGAAUUCAGCCUAUCGGAUCGAGAAGUGUUGAAGAAGUACUUUAUUCAGACAAUCAGUUUGAUGAACAACGCGAAUGGGAUAGAGCCGGUGCUGAAGACCUACCAAAAGCUUAUUUCUUUCCAAGAGUAUGAGGAUUUAAAGAAGCAAAAAACGAAGGACGACGUGCAAUUUACAGGAAUUGGAGUUCUAGCCGACUGGACUGUUUGUGAGUCUAAAAUGUUACGACUAGAUGUUGGUACUUACGAACGUCAACUGAUCACCUGUACCCAUGCGAGUGGUGUGCGCAAAAUGUUAGUAAAACUGGCCGGUACAAAUCCAACAAAACCCCUAUGGUGUAUCAAUCCAAGUUGGUCUAUCCCUCUGCCGAUGAAGCAGCUGUUGAUUUCAAUGCAACGUGGCUUUCUACAAGAUUUUGCCUACAUCUUGGUGGGCAAAUCUCGUGAGCUUGCUGCCAAAAAGGAUUAUUCGGCGGCUAUCGCAUUGCUCACUUGUCUCAAAAGUGAAACCACGCGGCCAGAAUUAGCAAACAAUCCUCUGGUGCAAAAACUGGGUAAAAUGGCCGCCUGGGAAGGUCUUUUAAUUCAAAUUCAGCAGGUUUUGGACGAGUGGCCAAAAAAGCCAACCGACCAGGUACAAUUCAUUCGCAGUUGUAAACAAUGCCUCAAUGCAAGUUCCAGCAACGAUGUAGCGCCACGGGCAAACGUUCUUGAGCAUUGUGCUGCAAUUCUAUUGAACUUGAACGAUUGGAACAGUUUGUUGACCCCGGAUAAACGCUAUCCCGCCUUGGAAUUGAGUGCAGCCUUAUCACAAGCUUAUCUGGAUAUCGAAAAAUUCAAGGGUACGAAGAAAAACAGUCGCGAAGCGUGGGAUCAAAUCCUCCAAAUGUUCAUCAAUCAACCGGGUUCACGGCGGCAUCCAUCCGACAGUAGUAUCAUGUUGCAACAGUUUUUCUACAAACUGAGAGAUCCUGUGGUGAUAUCGAUUGUGCUUUCACUACUGGCUAGGCUGCAUAAUAUUUUGAAGGACGAAACCAACCUGGAUCUGAAUGCAGAGUACAUGUUUUUGUGGCCGACGAAUGUUAACAAUCCUGCAGUAUACAAUAUAAAGGUCCUGGACGAGACGCUGAACAAUUUGCUGCAACAAUCUCUCAAAUUUUACCCGAACAACAUUCCUUGGAUAAAGCUGAAAGGCGAUUUCGAGUUUGCAAACGGAAAUUUCGAGGUGGCGAUGCGGUACUAUGUAACUGCUCUGGUGUCAGGUUCGGAAUACUGCACGAUUCAUUUGCAACGUCCGUUGAUCGAUGAUUUCAUCAUACGGCGGAUGAUAAAGUGCAGCUCGAAUCUAGGCUGCUUCAUGCAAGCGGCUGUCUUGUGCCAGUUCUUGGAUGAAACCGACUACGGAUUGGCAUUCAAAAGUGUCAGCGAGAAAACAUCCAGCUUUUCCGAUGCCAUGGAUUCAUACUACAGCUGCAUUUGGGAUCCAACCAUGUUGGAAUUUAUCGUCAACUGGCACUUCAAGAAGGGCGAACAUAAACGAAGACUGCAAGCGAUAUCAUACCUGGGACAGCUUGAGCUCAAUGCUAACAAUAACGAAGAAAUCAAACGUGAAGCUGCUGCGAUAAGAAAGACUCGUUUCCUUCGCUCAUUGGCAAAACAAUAUAUGCUAUAAUAUUAUAAUUAAAAAGUCGUCCACAUCUAUAAUACCGUAUUAUGUUUAUUGAUGUAAAAGCAAACGCUUAAUGUAAUGAAUAAUAAAGGAGGUUCAAUAUA
Ochlerotatus camptorhynchus is the source of this 3158-nucleotide messenger RNA. It is a transcript of the gene IntS8, whose product is annotated as integrator complex subunit 8. Gene Ontology annotation, biological process: snRNA 3'-end processing. NCBI's taxonomy places the organism in Eukaryota, Metazoa, Arthropoda, Insecta, Diptera, Culicidae. The transcript has 5 exons. Gene Ontology annotation, cellular component: integrator complex. The record is from RefSeq and is a predicted model, not a curated record. Bases 85 to 3057 code for a protein of 990 amino acids.